CCACAGCGAGCCAGCUGGCUCGCUCCCGCUGCUCGCGCCACUUGCGCCCACACCACCCCAGCCUCGCAGCGGCCUCUGGCUCCUCCAGCCUCUCCCAGCGUCAUGUCCAAGGACCGGCGCGGCGGCAAUAAGAACCGGACCGGCGGCCCGAAGAAGGCAAAGAAGCGGGCCGGCAAGAGCAUGCGCGUGGAGAAGGCGCGUGACAAGAGCCGGAAGCGCGUCGCCGCGCUCAAGGCGCAGCAGCCGACCCGCUCCGCCUUUGAGCGCGAGGAGGUGGAGACCGACCAGCCGCGCGAGGCGACCGUCGGGACCGCAGUCGUCCUCGCGCACGGCGCGGGCGGCUCGUCCUCUCACGCGUCGAUGCGAGCCUGGCGGGAGCGGCUCGCACCGUGGUGCGACGCGGUCCUCGCCUUCGACUUCCCGCGGCCGUCGACCGACUUUGCCCGCCUCGUCGAGGCGUACGCCGCCGAGGCGGCCGCCGCCGUCGCCGCAGGCCACCAGCGCGUUGUGCUUGUUGGAGCUGGGCUGGGGGCGCGGGUGGCGCUUCACUUGGUGACCGGGCUGCUGGCGGAAGGAGAGACGGGCGCAGGCGGGGAGGGGCGCGCGGGCGCGGAGCCGCGGCAACUGCCUUGUCCCUCGGACGCUGCUGCAGACGCCGCUGCAGACGCCGCAGACGCCGCUGCAGACGCCGCUGCAGACGCCGCUGCAGACGCUGCUGCAGACGUGUUGCCUCCGCACGUUCGGCGGGCGAUCUGCGGCGUUGUGGCGCUCGGCUACCCGCUGCUGCGGCGGGCGGCGGGCGGCGGGGCAUACGAGGUCCGCGACGCUCCGAUCCGCGCGCUGGGCGGCAAGUCGCCCCCUCUCCUGCUCGUAUGCGGCGACGCGGACCCGCACUGCGACCUCGGUGCGGUGCGGGCGGCGAGCGAGGCGGCGGUUGCGCGCGGGGGCGAGGUGGCCGUGCACGUGGUGCGCGGCGGCGAUGCGAAGCUGGCCUCAAAGCUCGCGACGCCCGCGUCCGAGGAGGCGCUCGACGAGGCGAUCGCGGCGGCCGUGCGGGGGGCGGACGUGGGAAGGGGGGGCGGCGGCUCGUGAAUUCAUUGUGCUGGAGAAGCGUUGUGACCGUCCGUCGGGUGUCCCGGUAAACCCACCUACCCAGAUAAUAAGAGCACC
Emiliania huxleyi CCMP1516 is the source of this 1170-nucleotide messenger RNA. RefSeq lists its product as hypothetical. Bases 103 to 1092 code for a protein of 329 amino acids. The record is from RefSeq and is a predicted model, not a curated record. The transcript has 3 exons. NCBI's taxonomy places the organism in Eukaryota, Haptophyta, Isochrysidales, Noelaerhabdaceae.